UAUUCGUAUUUUACGGUCACGAUGCGUUUGCAAUUGUUGUAAAGUAAAAAGCGUAAAUUAAAAGCGAGCGCUCGGUUUCUUGUGUUUUGUAAACAAAUCAGUUUAAGUUAUAUUUUAAAUGGUGCAUAUAUGAUAUAAUACAAGAUGUGGAAAAUGAAAAUGAAAUAAUGAAUUAAUAUAAAAGUUUAAUGACCACUGAACCGCAAACUAAAAGUAUGCAUCAUCCAAAGGAGCAAAUAUUAAACUGCUUGACAUACGCGCUAUUAGCAAUUGUUUCACUUUGCGCAGUUGUCUUACUAUACGACUUAACUAGUCGGUCUGGAGAUCGAUUCUUUUACUCCAAACGGGAUUCGGUGGUACUUGAUUUAUCAAUAUCCCGUGGCCAGGAGGUGCUCUUGCACUCUGACACGGAAUACCGUGGCCGUAAUGCCAAUUGCACAUUCUGGGAUUGCUUGAACAUCUACAAGUGCGAACAUGACAAGCUCAAAGUAUACAUUUAUCCGCUGCAAGAGUUUCUGGACGAGAAGAGCGAUAAAGUGGCAAGCACAUUGUCCAGCGAGUAUUUUCAAAUAUUGGAAACCGUGCUGAAGAGUCGCUACUACACCUCAAAUCCCAAUGAAGCAUGCCUUUUCCUGCCCAGUUUGGAUCUAUUGAAUCAGGACAUGUUUGAUAAGCAUUUGGCUGGUCCGGCAUUAUCUUCGCUGAAUUUCUGGGAUCGCGGCGAGAAUCAUCUAAUCUUUAAUAUGCUGCCAGGCAGCGCGCCCAACUAUAACACCAUAUUGGACGUCAAUAUUGACAAUGCGAUUGUUUUAGGUGGCGGUUUUGAUAGUUGGACAUAUCGGCCAGGAUUCGAUGUUGCUAUACCUGUUUGGAGUCCAUUGGUGCAGCAAAUUAGCACAGCUCCCAUACACAACGGACUGCAUCGCAAUUAUUUAUUAGUUGUUGCACAAUUGAAUAUAUUGCCACAGCAUGCGCGCACUUUUAAUGAAUUGAAGGCAAAUUCCGCUGAGAAAAUCCUUCAAUUGGGAUCCUGCGGCGGGAAUGAAAUCGAAGCACGUUGCAGUUCGGCGCCACAUCAAAAGCGUUUUGAAUAUCCACGCAUACUAAGACGAGGCCAAUUCUGUUUUGUGGGCCGCAGUCUGCGCGUUGGACAGCCCGAUUUGAUAGAGAUAAUGUCCCAGAAUUGUAUUCCCGUUCUGGCGAUUGAUAAUUUUGUUCUACCCUUUGAGGAUGUGAUUGAUUGGUCGCUGGCCGCAGUGCGCCUAAGGGAAUCCGAAUUGCAUUCGAUUAUACGAAAAUUAGAGUCAAUUUCAAGUGUAAAAAUUCUCGAGAUGCAAAAGCAAGUUCAAUAUCUAUACACCAAUUACCUAAAGGACUUAAAAACCAUCACAAUAACGGCAUUGGAGAUAAUUGAGAGUCGCAUAUUUCCAUUGCUGGCGCGCAGUAGUCGACAAUGGAAUACGGUUAACAAGAAUAGUCAUUCAACAUUUAAUCCCAUAUUUCUUACUUCGCUCGUUCCAAAGUCUCAAGGAUUCACAGCUGUCAUAUUGACAUAUGACCGGGUCGAGAGUCUUUUCCUCUUGAUACAAAAACUUACCGUGGUCCCCUCGCUUCAAAGUAUUUUGGUCAUUUGGAAUAAUCAGAAAAAAAUGCCACCGCAUUUAUCCACAUUCCCAACGAUUGCCAAACCGUUGAAGAUAAUUCAAACUAGAGAGAAUAAGCUGUCGAAUCGGUUUUAUCCAUAUCCCGAAAUAGAAACGGAAGCUAUACUAACUAUAGAUGAUGAUAUUAUUAUGUUAACCAGCGAUGAGCUUGACUUUGGCUACGAGGUGUGGCGCGAGUUUCCGGAUCAUAUUGUUGGAUUUCCAAGUCGCAUUCACGUGUGGGAUAAUUCCACAAUGCGAUGGCACUACGAAUCCGAGUGGACAAAUCAAAUAUCAAUGGUGCUUACGGGCGCCGCAUUUCAUCAUAAAUACUGGAGCCAUAUGUAUACGUAUGCGAUGCCGGGCGAUAUUAAGCAUUGGGUAGAUGAACACAUGAAUUGUGAGGAUAUUGCAAUGAACUUCCUGGUUGCGAACCUUACAAAUAAUCCACCGAUAAAAGUAACUCCGCGAAAGAAGUUCAAGUGCCCGGAGUGCACAAAUACGGAAAUGCUGUCAGCUGACUUGAAUCAUAUGCGCGAGCGUUCGGCUUGCAUUGAUCGAUUCUCAAAGAUCUAUGGACGAAUGCCACUGCGUACGGUUGAGUUUAGAGCAGAUCCUGUUCUCUUUAGAGACAACUUCCCCGAGAAGCUAAAGCGAUACAAUGAUAUUGGUAGCUUGUAAGCAUCCACGCGUCCUUUUUAUUCUUACGUACAUAAUGCUUAUAAGAUAUAUUUAUUUGGUAGUUGAAAUUACCCAAGACUUACGCUCAUGUUUGCGAUUACGAAUAUAAUCCUCAGUUGAAAUAUAUAAUAUUAAAUAUUGUAGAGAA
This is a messenger RNA of Drosophila grimshawi, 2472 nucleotides long. It is a transcript of the gene sotv, whose product is annotated as exostosin-2. The transcript is spliced from 3 exons. The coding region runs from base 189 to 2324 and encodes 711 amino acids. NCBI's taxonomy places the organism in Eukaryota, Metazoa, Arthropoda, Insecta, Diptera, Drosophilidae. Gene Ontology annotation, molecular function: glycosyltransferase activity. Gene Ontology annotation, cellular component: membrane. The record is from RefSeq and is a predicted model, not a curated record.